Hippoglossus stenolepis (Pacific halibut) is the source of this 3981-nucleotide messenger RNA. RefSeq names its product ceramide kinase (gene cerk). Bases 147 to 1811 code for a protein of 554 amino acids. The record is from RefSeq and is a predicted model, not a curated record. The transcript has 13 exons. Lineage: Eukaryota; Metazoa; Chordata; Actinopteri; Pleuronectiformes; Pleuronectidae. Gene Ontology annotation, molecular function: kinase activity.
UGGUUUGUGGUCCCUUCUCCUCCUGUCAGCUCGGGCUCACUCACCGGACUCCUCACCUCACUCAACGCGCCCAGGAGCCGUGCCGUGCCGUGCCAAAGCGGACAUGACAAGAGCCGGACCAUAGAGCAACACGCGUGGGCGCAGUAAUGGAGAAGCAGCCGCGGCUACUGUGUUCGAGGCUCCUCCGGGGACACAGGCAGGUGGAGGUGGCCCUGAACAACAGUGUUUUGGGUUGGAAGGACACUGACCGGAGCAGAAAGCGAAGCUCGGGAUUCAGCAGUUUAUCCGGAACCGCUCACAGUCACGCUGUUCCGGUGUGUGAGAUAGUCGCUGUCAGCAAGACUGAAGAUGACAACACAAAGAAGAAGAAGCUCGGCUCCCAGCUGUAUCCCCAUGCAUUCACAGUUUCCUACGUGGUGAGGACGCGGCAGCACCAGUGGCGCUGUAGUGACGUCACCUUCCACUGUGCCGAUCUGACGCUCUGUGAGCAGUGGGUCCAAGUUGUCAAUGAGCAGCUGUCACUACUCACCAACCGGCCGAGGAGCCUCCUGGUGUACAUCAAUCCCUUUGGCGGAAAGCAGCGAGGGACGCGUAUUUACGAGCAGAAGGUGGCUCCACUCUUUCGCCGCGCCUGCAUCUCGGCCGAUGUGAUUGUUACAGAGCGUGCCAAUCAUGCCAGGGACCACUUGAAAACAGAGGCCAGUCUGGAUGAAUAUGACGGGGUGGUGUGUGUGGGGGGAGAUGGCAUGUUCAGUGAGAUCCUGCACGGGUUGGUCACCAGGACCCAGACUGACCAUGGCAUGGACCCGAACCAACCGGAUGCUGAGCUGGUGCCGUGUUCUCUGCGCAUAGGGAUCAUUCCUGCAGGGUCCACCGAUUGUAUCUGCUUUGCCACAGUGGGAACCAACGAUCCAGUUACUUCUGCUCUACACAUCAUUGUGGGUGAUACUCAGCCGAUGGACGUGUGCUCGGUUCUCCACGACGACGUCUUCCUCAGAUACUCGGUCUCGUUGCUCGGCUACGGUUUCUACGGAGAUCUGCUGUCAGACAGCGAGAGGCAGAGGUGGCUGGGUCCUGCCAGAUACGACCUGUCAGGGGUGAAAACUUUCCUGAGCCACAAAUGCUACGAAGGCACCGUCUCGUUCCUCCCCGCCGAGGACGACGUGGGGAACCCGAGGGACAAGCUGCUGUGUCGAUCCGGGUGCCACGUGUGUCAGCGCAAGGCCUCAUCAAACGACAAGCGGCGGGAGAUGUCAGCGGAGAAGGAAAAGUCUGAUAAAGAUGACGACAGUGGUUGGGGUGUGAUCCGUGGAAAGUUCAUCGCCAUUAACGCCGCCAGUAUGAGCUGCGCGUGUCCCCGCAGCCCACAGGGCCUGUCGCCGUUCGCCCACCUCGCCGACGGCACCACCGACCUCAUCCUGGUCAGGAAGUGUUCCCGUUGGGACUUCCUCAGACACCUUCUUCGACACACCAACAAAGACGACCAGUUUGACCACUCCUUCCUGGAGGUCUACCGCGUGAAGACGUUUCGCUUCCUGCCGGGGGACCAGGAGCCAGUUUCGCUCGAGGACCAGAGCGAGACGCAGUCAGAGAAGACUGGCUCCGCUCCCAUCUGCUCCGUCCAAACAACCUCCUACAGCAAAGCCCACAGCAGCUGGAGCUGCGACGGGGAGAUCCUGCCUCACGCCGCCAUCCAAGUCAGUGUCCAGUGCCAGCUGAUCAGGCUGUUUGCCCGUGGUAUGGAGGAGCAGCAGCAGUGUGUUUCUGAAGACCCCUGCACUCUGUGGGCACCGGAGCCAAACACACACUGAGUGAGUGGACUGAGAGCUGGAUGGGCCACUAAAAAACACAAACUUGGCAAAAGUAAACUCAAAAUGUUGGCAUCCACGUCUCUCUUUCAGUGCGUUUGCCUGAGGGAAACCUGCACUAUCUGCACAAGAAGUGACGGAAUGAUUGAAAAAAAAUAGCUCCAGAAAAAAGAUGGAAAACUGCCACUACCAGCCAUAAGAAAAUGAAAGAUGGUGAUCCAAAGAGACCGUGUGGAUGUUCACACGGCCACAUGAAACAGAGCUGAACUGGACUGAGCUGGACUCAUAGCAAUCAGUCAAAGUUUUCCAAGCUUCCAUGAAGGAGAAGGCAAAUAGGAUUUCUCCCUAUACACAGAGGAGGGACAGCCAAGGAAAUACAGCUUUGUGAGACGGAUGAAUUAAAAAAAAUACCUGUGAAGUAUACUGAUAAUAUGAAAAGACUUAAAAUGCCUGGGCUGCACCAAAAAAGACCAACGCAGGCAAUCUGCUGGUCCUUUUUGGGACAAAAAAUAUUUCAUUUCCUUUUCACCCAGGUGAAAGCCGAUACGAGCCGGGGGCACUAAUGAAAAGAACUGAAUACCCUGCUAAUACACUAACAGGACCCCGGUGGCUUCUGGGUAAUAAGGCAAAGUGGUUGCUAAGUGAUUCACUGUGUCUCAGCACUGCUGCGCUGCACCUGUGGCUCCGAGCUCUGCUCCCCUCCGACUGAGAAACUACCGGCAGUUCAUUCAUCGCCUGGGAUUAGCCAGAACUAUACGUUGUUAAUGUUUGUAGAGAUAAUCUAUUGUACGGCUCUAAAAUUAGCAGGUCAAGCUGGUCUUGAUGUGUCUUUUAUUAUUCCUACUGCUGCUUCAAUAAAACUACAUAGAACUGCCUCUAUAAUCAUAUCUAAACGAAAUGAAAGGUGUGUGUAUGUGUUUGUGAGCGUCCGAAUGUCUAUCUAUAGUGAUUAGGGCCAAUUUUGGUUCAAUACCAUAUAUCCUUACAAAUUCAAAGGACUGUUUAAGGUUAAGGUAAGGGGCUAGGAAAUGCAUUAUGCCAAUGAGUGUCCUCACAACUAUAGAGAGACAAGUGUGUGUUUGUGUGUGUGUGUCUGCAAAGGUGCCAAUGUGAUGAGUUAGUUUUAUCACAAUUAGCCUCAUGACUGCUAUUUUGCAGAUGCUCUCUCACUGCAGCCAACACACUGCUAAAACAAGUAUCUAGACAGGCGCACGGGCACACACACGCACACACACACACACACAGUUUAUCUAAUGCACACACACACACACGCUCUUUAACUUUUAACACCAUAAAAGCUCUGUCCGCUCUUUGAAUCCUCUCCAGUUUAGUUAAUACUCACUCUGGAUGUCUGUGAUGCUUCACCUUCAGCACUGGCUUUUGACAAUCUGCACUUUGAGGCUCAGAUGCUUUUAAGUCCACACACACAAACAUGUGCCUUCAGCGAGGAUUGUUUGAGAAAUUUAGCAAUUAGUGACUGACAAUGCAAAAGCUGGAAAAAGUCCAGAUGAAAAUUGGAAGUUUCUUCUCUUUUGUGUAAUAAACAUUAAAGGUUCGGCGUGCAGGAUUUAUUGCCAUCUAGUGGUAAAUGUGCCUAUUACGACCAAUUAAACCAGCCUUGCCUCAUGGCCCCUUUCAGGUGUGUAGGAGAACAUGUGGUGGCUACACAGGUAGUGUUUACAUGUGAAAGGUCCUGUUGAGAGCCGGUGUUUGGUUUGUCCUUUCUGCCAUUUUAAGCCAACAAAAACACAACAAUUGCGCUCAGCUAGCUAACAUUAGCACGUAUUACAUGUCCUUACAUUAUACAAAUUUGGUUAACAUUAGCCCAGCUCAUAAUAGGACGACAAUCUUGUAUCACAACUCAAAGUAACUAAUAUUUGGUUUUACUUUAUGUGGACUAAAAGUCUUUGAUCUCAGUGAUGGUUAAACGCUAACAGCGUUUAAAAUGAGGAACACCCAGGUUCACAGAUCUCAAAUGUCAAGAAUAUAAUAUACGCUGAUUUCUUAGCAGAAGAUAAUUUGCAUUUCAGCUUGACAAGUUUUUUUAUUUAAUCUUGUUGUGCUCCCCGUAUUUGUGAAAACACAUAAAUGAAACUGUGAUGUAAGCAGAUACUGUGAUGUAAGUAAAUUUGACCUAUUUUAUGAAAAUGCUUAAUAAAGUGCCUCUGAAGUG